Molecule: messenger RNA, 4165 nt
Organism: Corythoichthys intestinalis (scribbled pipefish)
Lineage: Eukaryota; Metazoa; Chordata; Actinopteri; Syngnathiformes; Syngnathidae
Gene: usp16
Product: ubiquitin specific peptidase 16
Exons: 19
Coding region: 617-2947 (776 amino acids)
Biological process (GO): protein deubiquitination
Molecular function (GO): zinc ion binding; cysteine-type deubiquitinase activity
Source: RefSeq, a predicted model, not a curated record
CGGACUUUUAAACAACAUUGAAUGACGCAUUUGCGUAAAAAUAUAUUUUAGAAAAAAAAAAAACCUUAGCUGGUAUAUUCAAUGCGUUAGCUUGGCACUGCUGUUGUCACGUGAAUGUUAAACUAACAAGCAAUAGCCUGUCAUGCUAGCGACUAGCACGCUUGCCUCCGGAACCUUUUAGGCGACGCACAAACGCCACUUAAAAAAGAAAAAAAAUCCUAAUGCGAUGUCACAGUGUCAAUAAAUAUCACAUUUCCGUAAAAGAAAUAGUACAAAAUAGGCUUAACCAAGCGCAAUCACUGGUUUUGAGUCUUAUUCUCACAUGCUAGCAGCUAACGUGACUGACCGGAAGCGUGCCGUCAAGUGUAAAACACCGUCGCCGUUAUAUUAUCGUUCCGCUUCUUUAUCCGUUUCAACUAGCAUGUUUCGCCGCUGUAUAAAUUGCCGCUGUAUAAAUUGCCAAACCCGCGCGGAAUGCGUACAAAUGAGCUCGCAAAGCCUACUCGAGUGUAGCAGUUGCUAACAUGUCUGGAUUAAAGUUGUCCAGCGGAGGAAAAAGUACACGAAACGAAAGGGAACGCGUGACGUGGUCCGUGGCAACGGAAAAUAGGGGAACAUGGGGAAGAAAAAAGCAAAGGUCAGGAGAUCCAGAGAAGAUGAUGAGAUUGAAAUGACAGGUCCAGUUUGCAGGCACGUUAGGAAAGGCACAGACCAGACUCUUCUCAAGAAGAUCUCGGGCAUGUUGGAUUGGACGUGUUGCCAGGACUGUAAAAAUGAAGAAAACAAGAACAUUAGCACCAAACCAUCUGCGGACUCUGACGACGACAAGGAUACGGUGGUGGAAGUGUGGAUGUGCAUGAAAUGUGGCCACAGAGGAUGUGGACGAAGCUCCAAGAACCAGCACGCCAUCAAACACUACGAAGCGCCCCGCUCGGAUUCGCAUUGCUUGGUGAUCAGUUUGGACAGCUGGAGUGUUUGGUGUUACGAAUGCGACGAUGAAGUGCGUUACUCCGGGACCAGUCAGUUGGCUCAACUAGUCAACGGUUUAAAAAAGAAAAGACAGCCAGAUCCUCCGCCGACAACACCAAAAGGCAACGUUGCCGACGUGAGGCCGAAAAUCGUCUCUUUCAAGACUGAAGAAGACGAAGACAAGGAGAACGUGAGGACCCGGAGCUGCGAGAGGAGGCCCGCCAAGAAGGAAUCCAUGUCCAGGUCGGACGACGACAGCGGCGUACCCGUACGGGGACUCAGCAACCUCGGGAAUACUUGUUUCUUUAACGCUGUCAUUCAGAACCUUUCUCAAACGCAGUUGCUGAGACAAACUCUCAACAAAGUGAUGGAUGACAAGAUGAGCAUCAGCGUCAAACCUGCGUCCUCCUCCAAAUUGAAAACCAUCGUGGCCGAACUGGACCGACCCGGCUCGCUAACGACUGCGAUGAAUCAGCUUCUCAACGAAAUCCAAGAGUCGAAGAGGGACGUGGUGACGCCGCAGGAGCUGUUCACGCAAGUUUGCACAAAAGCCGCCAGGUUUAAAGGAUUUCAGCAGCAAGAUAGUCAGGAGCUGCUGCGCUACCUGCUGGACGGCAUGAGGGCAGAGGAAAGCAAAAGAGUGAACUCCGCCAUCACGGAAGCACUGAAAAAAUCAGGGAAACACAAAGAUGACGAGCAGCUCAAAUCUGUCGUCAAAGAGUACGAAAAAAACGGGUUGCCCAAGAAUUUUGUGGACCAGGUGUUCGGCGGGGAAAUGACCAGCACCAUCAUGUGUCAGCAGUGUAAAACCGUGUCGGUGGUCACUGAGAUGUUUCUGGAUCUUUCGCUUCCGGUUUCUGAUCAGGCAUACAGAAAAAAGUCCCAGAGUCAAGACAGCGACGACAGGCGGGAAAGUCUAAGCGAAGACGUUCCUCCCGCUAGCAAGUACCAACAGAAAAAAGCCAAGAAGCAGGCCAAGAAACAGGCCAAGGAAAAUGAUACUGGCUUUCAUUUUCAUGAUCAUCAAUCCUUUUUGGAGCAAUCUCAUCAAAAGCGGCAGCACAAACUGGAAACCCGAGUUAGCUUUAACAGUCAGCCGGCGGUUUUGAUACCAGAAGCCGCUAACGAGAUCGAUUCACGAGAUUUGGCGCAAACCUGCCGGAGCCGGAGUACCUCAGAAACCAAAGGCGACUCGGGCGGCGAUUCGUUGUCCGGAUUUGUGGACGACGAGGACGAUGAAUUCGCUCUGUUGGACCGGUUUGGCAAAAUCAGCUUGAACGACGCCUUCAUCGACUGCUCGGACACGGAGAGCGAAAACGAGGUGUUGGAGGACCAAAGCAAGGAGUACAUGGUGGUCAACAGGGACCCGGAGCUGGCUUUCCAGACUUUGGCUCGGAGACCUUCCCCAGACAAGCAGGAGUGCUCGGUGGAGUCGUGCCUCUUCCACUUCACCGAGGAAGAGAUUCUCAGUGAGAAUAACAGCCUGCUUUGUGUGUACUGCACUCAACGGCAGGCCGGCAAGAACAAAACUUCAGGUGCCAAAAAGAACGUCUACACAGAGGCCUCCAAGCAAAUGCUGAUCUCCUCGCCGCCUCCGGUGCUUACUCUUCACCUGAAGAGGUUUCAGCAGAACGGUUAUGGUAUCUCCAAGGUCAACCGACAUGUACCCUUCCCUCUGUUUCUGGAUCUGGCACCGUUUUGCGCGCUCAAGAGUAAGAACGUGGCGGAAGGCGAAACCAGAAUUCUGUACGGCCUGUACGGCAUCGUGGAGCACAGCGGAACCAUGCGGUCGGGUCACUACACGGCGUUCGUCAAAGUACGACCCCACUGCUCCAAAUUCAAGGGACCCGACGUCCCUUCAGGAGAGGCUCCCCGCGGGUCGUGGUUCCACAUCAGCGACACCAGCGUGCAGCCCGUCACCGAGGGCCGAGUGCAGAGUAGCCAAGCCUAUCUCCUGUUCUACGAGAGAAUCCGCUAACGUUUGUCAAAAAAGCGUGCCUCAACGCCCUCCUGCUGCUCCGGAGAUUUUCACCCAGUAUCGCCGACGUCGAUUUUGGCGACUUCUCAGAGGACUUUAGUGCUGACAUUUUUACAGCUGUUUGUUUCUCACUGGUGGGGAUGUGUCAAGGUGUGCAAACAUUUGUACGCAAACUCGUCAUUCCGUAAAAAUCGACGACGGGGGUGGAAUUUUAAACAAAUACAUGUUUAUUUUGUAUGACGAUGAAAUGAAAUACAGUACAUUUGGAAAUUAGGGCUGAGCAGUGGUUUCUUAUUUACCGCUUACUUGUGUGAGAUUGGUUGCGAUUCAUCCCCAAAAAUGAUCGUUCGCCCAAAAACGUGGCUUUUUUAGAAGAAAAGAAAUUUUAAACACUACUAUAUCAGAUUCAUACAUCCAAAAAUUCAGGAACGCUAAGGGCGCAAAGGUUCAAUAGUUUUUGAUAAAAACGUACGGUUCAGCCAAAGUUUGCCAAAAACAUACCAAUUUAUUUCUAAUGGGCAAUUUUUCCCAUUCAAUUCAAUAGCACAAACACUUCUGUUCACGCAUAACCCAAGUGACUCAGUAUGAACAGGAAGUGACCCAAUAAGAACAGGAAGUGACCCUGAAAUACCCCAAAAUCAACGGGAAGUGACCCUGAAUUCCCCCAAAUCAACAUGAAGUGACCUGAUAUCGACAGGAACUGACCCAGGAAUGUCUCAAAAUCAGUGGCGCCUCCAGUAAUUAUUCAUAGGGGUGGCCAGAUAAUGCCACUAAAAAUCUUGGGGUGGCACACCAAAAACUAAAAGCCAUAAUUUCAGGUUUUUAUUACGUUGUUGCAGUAAAAACGCUAGAAGAAAACUUUUAGAAAGCCUUAAGGACACGCCUACUCAUAUACUUUGGUGUAUUGUUAUAUUUAAUGUACUGCUGCAACAAUUAAUCGAUUAACUCGAGUCAUUCGAAAAAUGAUUCGAAUAAAAUUUUGCUGCUUCGAGUAUUCGUGAGUAAAGUGUUUGCAUUUAGUUUUAUUGAUUUGGGUUGAUACAUUACCCUACAGUGGCAACAUGAAUAUGACAACUCAUAAUCCCGUUGCUCCCUGUUAAGACCAACAUAAGCUAAGUUUCUAUUUGAGCUAAUGCUUUUUUAAUCCAUUUAUAAUUUAGGUAAUAGGUAUAUUUAGCUAUUUUUGUGGGAAUCUGUUUGAACCAUUUGUUGAUAGCA